This is a messenger RNA of Galeopterus variegatus (Sunda flying lemur), 2098 nucleotides long. It is a transcript of the gene UBQLN1, whose product is annotated as ubiquilin 1. Gene Ontology annotation, cellular component: autophagosome; cytosol. The transcript is spliced from 11 exons. The record is from RefSeq and is a predicted model, not a curated record. The annotation marks the transcript as partial. NCBI's taxonomy places the organism in Eukaryota, Metazoa, Chordata, Mammalia, Dermoptera, Cynocephalidae. Gene Ontology annotation, molecular function: polyubiquitin modification-dependent protein binding. Gene Ontology annotation, biological process: autophagosome assembly; regulation of macroautophagy.
GCCGCGGCCGAAGGUGCCGGCGCCCCCGGGGCCGCCGCCUCCGCGGAGCCUAAGAUCAUGAAAGUCACCGUGAAGACGCCGAAGGAGAAGGAGGAAUUCGCGGUGCCUGAGAAUAGCUCCGUCCAGCAGUUCAAGGAAGAAAUCUCUAAACGUUUCAAAUCACAUACUGACCAACUUGUGUUGAUAUUUGCUGGGAAAAUUUUAAAAGAUCAAGAUACUUUGAGUCAGCAUGGAAUUCAUGAUGGACUUACUGUUCACCUUGUCAUCAAAACACAAAACAGGCCUCAGGAUCAUUCAGCUCAGCAAACAAAUACUACUGGAAGCAAUGUUAACACAUCAUCAACUUCUAAUAGUAACUCCACAUCUGGCUCUGCUGUUAGCAAUCCUUUCGGUUUAGGUGGCCUUGGAGGACUUGCAGGUCUGAGUAGCUUGGGUUUGAAUACUACCAACUUCUCUGAACUACAGAGCCAGAUGCAGCGACAACUUUUGUCCAACCCUGAAAUGAUGGUCCAAAUCAUGGAAAACCCUUUCGUCCAGAGCAUGCUCUCAAAUCCUGACCUGAUGAGGCAAUUAAUUAUGGCCAAUCCACAAAUGCAGCAGUUGAUACAGAGAAAUCCAGAAAUUAGUCAUAUGCUAAAUAAUCCAGAUAUAAUGAGACAGACAUUGGAACUUGCCAGGAAUCCAGCAAUGAUGCAGGAAAUGAUGAGAAACCAGGACCGAGCCUUGAGCAACCUAGAAAGCAUCCCAGGGGGAUACAAUGCUUUACGUCGCAUGUACACGGAUAUUCAGGAACCAAUGCUGAGUGCUGCGCAAGAGCAGUUUGGUGGUAAUCCAUUUGCUUCAUUAGUGAGUAAUUCAUCUUCAGGUGAAGGUAGUCAACCUUCCCGUACAGAAAAUAGAGAUCCAUUACCCAAUCCAUGGGCUCCACAGGCUUCCCAGAGUUCAUCAGCUCCAAGCGGCACCACCAGCACUGUGGGUGGCACUGCUGGUAGUGCUGCCACUGGCACUGCUGGGCAGAGUACCACUGCACCAAAUUUGGUGCCUGGAGUAGGAGCUAGUAUGUUCAACACACCAGGAAUGCAGAGUUUGUUGCAACAAAUAACUGAAAACCCACAACUUAUGCAAAACAUGUUGUCUGCCCCCUACAUGCGAAGCAUGAUGCAGUCACUAAGCCAGAACCCUGAUCUUGCUGCACAGAUGAUGCUGAAUAAUCCCCUAUUUGCUGGAAAUCCUCAGCUUCAAGAACAAAUGAGACAACAGCUCCCAACUUUCCUUCAACAAAUGCAGAAUCCUGAUACACUAUCAGCAAUGUCAAACCCUAGAGCAAUGCAGGCCUUGUUACAGAUUCAGCAGGGUUUACAAACGUUAGCAACUGAAGCUCCCGGCCUCAUCCCAGGGUUUACUCCUGGCCUGGGAGCAAUAGGAAGCACUGGAGGCUCUUCAGGAACCAACGGGUCUAGCGCUACACCCAGUGAAAACACAAGCCCUACAACAGGAACCGCUGAACCUGGGCACCAGCAGUUUAUUCAGCAGAUGCUGCAGGCUCUUGCUGGAGUAAAUCCUCAGCUACAGAACCCAGAAGUCAGAUUUCAGCAACAACUGGAACAACUUAGUGCAAUGGGAUUUCUGAACCGGGAAGCCAACUUGCAAGCGCUAAUAGCAACAGGAGGUGAUAUCAAUGCAGCUAUCGAAAGGUUACUGGGCUCCCAGCCAUCAUAGCAGCAUUUCUGUAUCUUCAAAAAAUGUAAUUUAUUUUUGAUAACGGCUCUUAAAUCUUUAAAAUACCCGCUUUAUUUCAUUUUGACUCUUGGAAUUCUGUGCUGUUAAAAACAAACCCAAUAUGAUGCAUUUUAAGGUGGUGUUCAGUAAGAUGUGUGGGUUUUUCUGUGUUUUUCUUUUUUGGAACAGUGGGAAUCAAUGCUUUUUCACUUAAGGCUACUGCAUGCAUAAACACCUCUGCAUUUAUUGUAAUUUUUAAAAACAUCACCUUUUAUAGUUGGGUGAACAGAUUGUUCUGCAUCUGUCCGGUUUAUUUGCUUUUUAAAACAUUAGCCUGUGGUAGUAAUUUAUGUAGAAUAAAGCGUUAUAAAGCCAAUCA